UGCAAUUUGUUCAUACAUGACUGAGGCAGAGAAAGACAGCAUCCCAUCUAUGUGAGACGAGACCCCGGGAUCCCUGCCUAUGGGCUCCGUCAGUCUAUCCUACUGAACACCAGGCUUCAGGACUGCUAUGUGGACUCACCGACCCUCACCAACAUCUGGACGGCCAGAAUGUGUGCAAAGCAGAACAUCAAUACCCCAGCAGCCAGGACCACCACCUCUUGGGAAGUUGUAAAGACUCCCCUGGUGGCUAGUUCCUUCUCCCUGAUUAAGUUGGUGCUCAGGCGACAACUGAAGGAUAAAUGUUGCCCAGGACCAAGCAGGUUUGGAGAAGCAAAGCCUUCAAGGAGAUUAAAGUCCAAGGACAAUUCGGCAGUAAGAGCCACGCCGCGGGGCAGAAUAAGACACUCGAUUGGUUCCAAGGGCAGGCGGCCAGUAGGGCAGCGUCCUGGCUCCCCAAGGCUCAGGAAGACAGGAGGCAUCAACAAGAGUAAAGAAAGUUCAAAGGAGAAAAAAGUAACCGCCCGCCAAGAUCUUGAGAGCAGAUAUGCUGAACAUGUGGCUGUCACCCAAGCACGGCCCGGGGACACUGGGACAGCCGCCUGGAAGGGCCAGGCAUUGCUUCCCGAAACCAGAGAGAGAGAGCAGUUGUCGGAGGACAAGCUAACCAUCCAUGGCCUCCCCGCAGAGGGUUACAGGGCUCUGUACCACUCGGUGGUUGAGCCGAUGCUGUGGAAUCCUUCCGGAACCCCCAAGAGGUACAGCUUGGAGCUGGGCAAGGCCGUCAAACAAAAGCUCUGGGAGGCUCUGUACAGCCAGGCUGCCACUCCUCCAGGGGCUCAGGGCCCGCUGCCUGGCAGGAAGCAGCUGGGGGUCCACGAGGAGCCUGUGCCCAAGAAGUGGCCCAAAUUCAAGAGAGAGAAAUAGGAACAGGAGCUCACAGGCUUAGGAUAUUGCUAUUCUCUGCUAGAUGUCUGAAAAAUAAACACCACUUUGCACCUUCCACAUAAUCUCAGAGUGCUUUACAAAUUAGUAACUCCCGCCCUGGGAGGUAAGACAAAUGGGUAUGAGAU
This is a messenger RNA of Lutra lutra (Eurasian river otter), 1070 nucleotides long. RefSeq names its product chromosome 12 C22orf31 homolog (gene C12H22orf31). The transcript has 3 exons. The record is from RefSeq and is a predicted model, not a curated record. NCBI's taxonomy places the organism in Eukaryota, Metazoa, Chordata, Mammalia, Carnivora, Mustelidae. The coding region runs from base 169 to 924 and encodes 251 amino acids.